AGUGAACGUCGGACUCCACGGUGAGGAGAUUCGUCUCGCUGAAUAUGAAAUCUUAAGCGGUAAGGGUCUCUUUUUCUCGGUUUAAGAUGGAUAAAUCUCUCUUCAGUUUCACCGGAGAGCGUCACAUACUUCAAGCUUGAUCUGCACUUUAAUGAUUUGUGGGUGCUUUCUUCACGAUGGAGUUGCUCGAGUUGUCCGACGUCCAACAGAUGUUCAACGACUCGCGUUUUCAGGGGAAUUUAAGUGAGCUAGAUGAUGUAGACGAGCCUCUACCUAAGAGCGCAAAGAUCACCGUCGUUGUGGUCUACUUGAUAGUGUGCGCGGUGGGGCUCGUGGGGAACUGCCUGGUCAUGUAUGUAAUUAUCAGGUACACAAAGAUGAAAACGGCCACCAACAUUUACAUCUUUAACCUGGCCUUGGCUGAUGCACUAGUGCUGGCCACUCUUCCUUUCCAAGGCACGGAUGUCAUCCUUGGAUUCUGGCCCUUCGGUCUGGCCCUGUGCAAAGCUGUGGUGGCCAUUGACUAUUACAACAUGUUCACAAGUGUUUUCACCCUGACCAUAAUGAGUGUGGAUCGCUACAUAGCCGUCUGCCACCCCGUGCGCUCCCUGACAGUUCGCACCCCGCUCCGGGCCAAGCUGAUCAACGUGGCCGUGUGGGUGCUGGCGUCAGCCGUAGGACUGCCUGUUAUGAUCAUGGGUCAGGUGGAGGAGGAGAAAGAUGGUUAUGGUGCCGAAUGCAUACUGAACCUGCCUAAACCAAGAGAACAUUGGUGGCCUGUGUUUGUGUUUUGUGUGUUCCUCUUCUCUUUCCUGAUUCCUGUGGUGAUCAUAAGUGUCUGCUACGGCUUGAUGGUACGACGCCUGCGCAGUGUCCGCCUCCUGUCCGGUUCAAGAGAGAAAGACCGGAAUCUGAGGAGAAUCACCUAUAUGGUACUGUCUGUGGUCGCUGCUUUUGUGUUGUGCUGGAUGCCGGUGCAGGUCUUGGCUUUGGUCCAGGCCUUGGGCCAUGUGGAUCUUGGGACCAGCCAGUCCUCGAUGGCAGCCAUGCAUUUCUGUAUUGCUCUGGGCUAUGCUAACAGUUGCUUAAACCCUGUCCUCUAUGCCUUCUUGGAUGAAAACUUCAAGCGGUGUUUCCGUGAGUUCUGUGUCCUGGCCAACUCCAGUUUGCUCCUAGAAGAACAGCGCAAGAGGUCACUGAGGCAGGAGAGAGAAUGUGCUAAAAAGGAAGAAAAAGAGGUGGUUAUUGAUCAAGGUGUCAUUGCGGCGUGUACAAAUUAGAGGUGUUCUAAGUGACUAUUCUUGGAUGCCCACCUCUGAACUCGUCAGGAAACUUACAAUUGAGUAAAGCCAUGUAAAUAUUGCAGCUUUUGUCUGGUUUAAAGUUUUUUCUUUAUUUAUCUUUAGCUGGCAGAUGAUUUGUGAUGAUUCAGAAUUAAAAGUAUGGAUAUACAAGACUAUUGUUUCACAUGGGACAAAGGGCUUUUUUUGUUUUUGAAUAUUAUAUUAUAUUAUAUUAUGCUAUAUUAAUGAUUCUAAAUUUUAAUUCAAAAUAAAUAUGAAAAAAAUAUUAAUUCAAGUGUAUUUUGUAAAUGGUUUUAUUAUGAAACUGUUACACUGGAAUUGCAAAUGAAAAUAUUUAUUAUUUUUUUAACUGCUGUACAAAAAUGUUUGUGUGUAAAUAUACUAUAUAUAUUUGUAAACAAAAAAUAUAUACUAGUGUUUAAAGUUUGGGGCAGUAAUACAUACAUACCAGUCAAAAGGUUUUGAACAGUAAUAUUUUUAAUGUUUUUAGAGAAGUCUCUUCUGCUUACUAAGCCCGCUGUUGCUGGAUCCAAAGUAUAGCAAAAGCUAUUUUCUAUUUGAAUAUGUUUUAAAAUGUAAUUUAUUCCUGUGAUGUUAAAGCUGAAUUUAGCAUCAUUACUCCAGUCACAUGAUCCUUCAGAAAUUAUUCUAAUAUCCAGAUUUGGUGCUCAAAAAACAUUUCUAUUAUUAUUAUGUUGAAAACAGCUGAGUAUAAUUUUUUCAGGUUUCUUUGAUGAAUAGAAAGUUCAGAAGAACAGCGUUUAUCUGAACAUUAUAAAUGUCUUUAUUAACAUUUUUGAUCAAUUUAAAGCAUCCCUGCUAAAUACAAGUAUUAAUUUCUGAUGUUAAUAAAUGUUGAUCUUUGGAUCUUUCUAUUAAUCAAAGUAUCCUGAAAGAAAAUGCACUCCACUGUUUUAAGUAUAGAUAAUAAUAACAAUAAGAACAACAUUUCUUUAAGAGCAAAUAAGCAUACUAUUUUUGAUUUUUGAAGGAUCAUGUGACACUAAAGACUGGAGUAAUGAAUGUAAUAAAUUACAUUUUAAAAUAUAUUCAAAUAGACAACAGUUUUUUUAAAUAGUAAAAAUAUUUCACAUUUUUUGCUGUACUUUGGAUCAAAUGAAUGCAGGCUUGGUGAGCAGAAGAGACUUCUUUAAAAAACAACAGAACAUUUUACUGUUCAAAUACUUUUGACUGGUAGCGUAUAUAUAUAAUAAGAACACUUUUAUUCAGCAAGGACGCAAUACAUUGAUCAAAAUUGACCAUAAUUCUAUUUAUCAGAGUAUGAAUCACAGCACAGCUGUUUUUGGCAUUGAUAAUAAGACAUUUUUUCAAAAAGAAAUACAGCUUUGCCAUCACAGGAAUAAAUUGCAUUUUGAAAAUAUAUUGAAAUUGAAAAGAAUGUUUUCAUUUGUAAUAAUAUUUCACUUUUUUUAUUUAUUCAUUUAUUUUUUUACAGAAGUUUUACUCAAAUAAAUGCAGCCUUGGGGAGCGUUAGAGACUUUUUACUGACUCCAAACUUUUUAACGGUAGUUUAUAUUACAGCUACAUAAAAGAAUGCAAUAUAACAAUAUUGAUAUUGAAUGACUGUGAUAUCACAGUACUGAUAAUGAAGUACUUCUGUGCCUGUAUCUUAAGUAUUCAUUUUCAACUGAAUUGUUUGACAGUGAUUCAGAAUGACAGGUUUGUGUUAAUGAAGACAAGACUCUCUCCCAAAAACCACAUCUGUUUGACAUCUGUGAAAUAUUGUACAGACAGGUGGGAAGGGGAGGGGAUUUGAAGAAACUGUUGAUUUCUGGGUUUCAUCAGUUUGUUCUGUGAUGGGAUUGAGAGCAUGUUUCCUUGAUCUUGGCCAGCUUACAAAGAACACGCUGGAGUAAUGGAUCUUCGAAACAUCUGUUUUUGUCUGUGUGGUGUGAAGUGCUUGCCAGAUGGUGUUCUAAUGCUCGAUAUAUGCUCCUUAUGCCAUGCUUCAUCUCAUACCACUUUGGAUUUUAAGAUAUAUUUUAAUUAAACUCUUGACUGAAGGGAUGCAUAUAAUAUAAGGAAUGCAGAAAUUAACUUCUUGUUCUUCUAUACAAGUUGGUUAGGUGAGAAACGAAGAAACUGAAUAAUGCAUGUUACAUUUUACAAUGUAUAUUGAAGAAUGUCUUAUUAUUUGUGUGCAAUGGGUUUGAUUCCCUUGGACUGCAUGAA
Molecule: messenger RNA, 3497 nt
Organism: Labeo rohita (rohu)
Lineage: Eukaryota; Metazoa; Chordata; Actinopteri; Cypriniformes; Cyprinidae
Product: delta-type opioid receptor
Exons: 4
Coding region: 177-1280 (367 amino acids)
Biological process (GO): neuropeptide signaling pathway
Cellular component (GO): neuron projection; membrane
Molecular function (GO): G protein-coupled opioid receptor activity; neuropeptide binding
Source: RefSeq, a predicted model, not a curated record